Molecule: messenger RNA, 725 nt
Organism: Hylaeus anthracinus
Lineage: Eukaryota; Metazoa; Arthropoda; Insecta; Hymenoptera; Colletidae
Product: prefoldin subunit 2-like
Exons: 3
Coding region: 78-533 (151 amino acids)
Biological process (GO): protein folding
Cellular component (GO): prefoldin complex; cytoplasm
Molecular function (GO): protein folding chaperone
Source: RefSeq, a predicted model, not a curated record
UAGAAAGGCCGGUGUGAGAAUCAGUGAAUUGUAGUGAAUUUCGCGUACGCAGUGAAAAGUAAUGCAGAGUUCCUAACAUGGCUAGCGAUAAAAAGUCAGGAAAAUCUUCAAAAGGUUCGAAAUCCAAUGCAGAAAUACUAUCUGAAUUCCAAAUACUUCGCAAUGAGCAAAGAACGAUGGCUAACAAACUGUCAGAAAUGGAGAUAGAACUGAAUGAACACAAGAUUGUAAUCGAUACGUUAAAAAAUAUAGACCCAAAGAGGAAGUGUUACAGAAUGACAGGAGGUGUUUUAUGUGAACGUACUGUGGAAGAUGUAAUGCCUGCAUUGGUGACAAACAAAGAACAACUGAUAAAAGUUAUAGAUGCUUUAAAUGACCAAUUAACAAAGAAAGGAGUUGAAAUAAAUGAAUUUAAAGAGAAACAUAAUAUUAGAAUCAGAGGACAACAGGAUGUACAACGACAAGGUGAAGAUUCUAAAGAAGCAAAGAGAAGCGCAGUUGUUGUUAAUUCGAUGUUGAGUAAUUACGCAUAAAAUCAAAGUUUCUUUGUAAUACGUUUUAAAUUUAUAUUUAAAUCACUCUUUGGCACUUGCUUAUUAAAUAUUUUGAAAGAAUAUUAUAUUUCAAAUGUAUAAAUAUUCAAUUUUUUUAAUAAUUGUGUAUUUUGUAUAAAAAGACUUUUGACUUUUUGUUUAUGGAGAAUAGUAUACAACUUUAAGGAAUAA